Molecule: messenger RNA, 1891 nt
Organism: Lingula anatina
Lineage: Eukaryota; Metazoa; Brachiopoda; Lingulata; Lingulida; Lingulidae
Product: core alpha-(1,3)-fucosyltransferase-like
Cellular component (GO): membrane
Molecular function (GO): fucosyltransferase activity
Source: RefSeq, a predicted model, not a curated record
UAUAUGUGUUACUGGGAAUCCACGCUCCACCAACACUCGGUUCAUAUGUACAUUUAAUUUUGCCAGUAUAUAUCGGGGCCCAGCCCAAGUGUUGUCACUACAUGUAAUACAAAUAUCAAGAUGAGUACACUCCGGACCCUACUCAGGCCUAAUUCAUACAGCGGGGUUUCCAAAAUGUAGUUGGACAUCUUCGUCAAGAAGGAUUUAUAUAAAAGCCUGUCGUCUAUUUGGAUAGUUGGACAUCUUCGUCAAGGUGGAUUUAUGUAAAAGUUUGUCUACCAAGAUAAAGGACAUAUUUGAGAUGAUUUUCAGUUCACUCUGUAGUUUUUGGUUUAGCAAACGUGGUGACUUCCGCUUGUUAGUCAUUGCAAAUCAUAGCAAUUCAUGUCUAUAAAAAUAAUAUCCCUGUACAAAGUCGAAUAACAAACAACUGAGGCAUUUGCGGCAUUCAUCCUACUGGUACUUAUGUAGAUCUUCUGUCCAGCCAUGACAAUUAAUGUGAAGAUAGUGUUACAAAACGGCUUGAUUACAAUCAUCGUAUCCUCACUCCUCUUUGGUAUGCUUCUGUUAACAGAAACUUAUAAAACCGUUACUUCGUCAAGGUUUAUCUCACCACAACCAAAUUAUAAAAAUCAUAACAAGAGCGGAUUUCAGAAACGUCCAACACCACCAGUUAAUGCAACGAGCAUUUCAAAUUCAUCAAAGGAUUUUAAAAUUAUUUUAUAUUGGAUUCCUAGAUCUUCUGGUUUUAACUACUUCGGGUUGAAAAGAUAUCACCCCUCAUUUGAGGAUUUGAAGUGUCCCGUGGGUAACUGUAAGGUGACGGAGGAUAAGAGUGCAGCCUAUGAUGCCGAUGCCAUUAUUUUCAUGGGUAAAGCGUUAGGUAGAAAACCAGAAAAACGGAACCCGAAAACAAGGUGGAUAUGGACCAAUCACGAGAGUCCAUGUCACUCGUACUUAAACAGUGAUUGGACGUUUAACUGGACGAUGACUUACAGGAUGGACAGCGACAUCUACAGUCCAUACGGAUUCCCCCUCCUUGAGAAAAACCACAAGGAAACCAGGGAAAGGGAUUUUCUAUCAGUUGCCAGAAGCAAAACUAAAUUAGCGGCCUGGGCAGUCAGCAAUUGUAAUUGUCGAAGUCGACGUAUGGAAUACGUAAAGGAAUUACAGAAAUAUAUGAGCGUGGACAUUUAUGGGCGUUGCGGGACAUUCAAAUGUGGACGGGACAGGGAAGCUAAAUGUAACGAUAUGUUUAACAAAACUUACAAAUUUGAUCUUUCUUUUGAAAAUAGUUUUGCCACGGAUUAUAUCACAGAAAAAUUAUAUAAAAUCCUCCCAUUGGACGUUAUCCCGGUCACACGUUCAGGUGCCAACUACACGCGUCUUGGCAUCUCUCCGUCCUGGCACAUAGACACACACGACUUUAAGUCUCCCAAAGAGCUGGCACACAGACUGAAAGAACUUGAUAAAGACGACGUUGCAUAUGCCAAGUUGUUGCAAUCAAAGGCUGGAAUUCAAGUUUCGUCUUGGAUUCGUGGUUAUUGUGAUAUUUGUGCCAAGCUUCACUCUCCAACGGAACCAGUGAAAUCCUACAGCGCCCAGGAUAUACGUAGUUGGUACGGUACAUGCAAACCCCCUGAUGAUCUGCGGUUUAUGACACGAAUACUUAAUUACUGGAGUACGAUCCUUUGAGAUCCUCUGACUUUAGUACACUGCACCAGUCUGCGACGUAAGCCACUGUUCCCCCGCCCGCGGCCUGGAAAAUUUUGUUUGGAACAGUACAUGUAUUUUAGAAAGUGUGAAUUAAUAGUGUCCAACUUGGCCAUUAGAUUUUUCAGUAUUUUUUCAAAAGAGCUUUCUUUUAGAUUUAAUGUUUUCUGAAAUGUAA